AUGGGAGAGUCCGGUAAGGGCACCUUCGGGCCCGGCACUGUGAAGAGAACAGGCAUUGCCUUGAUUGUGCUUACUUCAGUCGUCAUUGGGAUACGGUUUAUUGGGUCUAUUCGGAGUCUCAAGGAUCUCAGGGCUGAGGAUUAUUUGCUCUUCGUGGCUUAUUUGUUCUUCUUGACGUUGAGCAUUCUUUACAUCUAUAUUGCUCCUGUUAUCUUCCGGCUGGCUGCCGUUGGGUCCGGGUCGAUUCCUCCCUAUGCGACGUUUAUGGAAGAUGCGGAGAAAUUGCAGAUUACCUUCUUUGUCACCACAUCCUCGCUAUGGCUUACUCUGUGGAUGACCAAGUUCUCGCUUUUGGCGAUGUAUAAGCGGUUGUUGGUUGGGAAGCAGUACCUCCUCGCAUGGUGGAUUAUCACAGGCGCCUGCACUCUGUUCAUCAUCGGCUGCAUUCUCUCGUCCUGGUUCUCAUGCUCGAGUUUCCACGCCUGGUUCACCGCAGGCGAAUGCAGCACCCCGCGGGAUAAACACGCCGCCGUCGUUAGUCUGUACUUUGCAUACGCAGCGGACAUCGUCACCGAUCUAGCAAUCAUGAUCCUCCCCAUCCGCCUGAUCUGGAACCUGCAGAUGCGACUGCGCCAAAAGCUCAGCAUCGGCGGUCUCUUCUGCUUCGGCUGGAUCUGCAUCAUCAUCUCCACCAUCCGCGUCGUCCAACUCGGCGAUACCGAAAACGGCACUCCAGCCCCGUCUUGGCUAGCGCUAUGGGGAACGAUCGAGGCAGCAAUCGCCGUCAUAAUCGGCUGCUGCCCCGGCCUCUACCGCGUCCUCAAAUCCACCCUCCCUUCCAAGACAUCCUAUCAAUAUGGCUCGUACAAUCAGCGCGGUCGUGGCACCGGCAUGCCGUCGCACCGGUCUGGUCGGUUUGGAGAACAGGAUAUUGCGCUGCAUAGCUUCUCGGGGAAGGUCGAGGCGUAUCAGUCGACGAGUGCGUACCGGUCGACUAGCCCGGCGAGCAGUCAGGAGAAAUUGACGCAUUCGUGUGGGAAGGGGAAUAUCAUGGUUAAUUAUGGUGUCGCUGUGACUGUUGAGGAUCGGUCGAGCGAUUAUACGCGGACUACACCUGGGAGUGUUUGA
Molecule: messenger RNA, 1128 nt
Organism: Penicillium bovifimosum
Lineage: Eukaryota; Fungi; Ascomycota; Eurotiomycetes; Eurotiales; Aspergillaceae
Exons: 4
Coding region: 1-1128 (375 amino acids)
Source: RefSeq, a predicted model, not a curated record